Schistosoma curassoni is the source of this 273-nucleotide messenger RNA. The record is from the annotation of a GenBank genome assembly. NCBI's taxonomy places the organism in Eukaryota, Metazoa, Platyhelminthes, Trematoda, Strigeidida, Schistosomatidae.
AUGGACAACUUUAACUUGAUUCAUUUAAGUGGUUUUCCACUUAUUGCCAUAAAUUCAGUGACCCCUCAUACGACGAUCAACAUCUUUUCGUGUUGGGAUAAUCAAGGUCACUCUCAUGUCGCAGGUUUACUGUACAUAGUUGACAUCCAAGUGGAUUUCACAGUUGAUUAUCAUUGCCAGAACACUUCUACAAAACGUACUGGACGUCUUUGUGUUAGCUCAGUUGCCAAAAAAAUGCCUAUCGAGUUCAGUGUUUUAGAACAUGCAGGAUAA